Messenger RNA from Dalotia coriaria, 1798 nucleotides. It is a transcript of the gene fuss, whose product is annotated as SKI family transcriptional corepressor fussel. Gene Ontology annotation, cellular component: transcription regulator complex; nucleus. Gene Ontology annotation, biological process: negative regulation of BMP signaling pathway; negative regulation of transcription by RNA polymerase II. Gene Ontology annotation, molecular function: SMAD binding; DNA-binding transcription factor activity, RNA polymerase II-specific; RNA polymerase II cis-regulatory region sequence-specific DNA binding. Lineage: Eukaryota; Metazoa; Arthropoda; Insecta; Coleoptera; Staphylinidae. The record is from RefSeq and is a predicted model, not a curated record.
CACAAACAUCCCCUAUCCUGUCCGUCUCACGCAGUGUGUCAGGUGUUGUUUCAAAUUCUCACGUCUUUUCGGUGAUUAAAGUGUCGUUUAUUCCUGAUAACAUCAUAAUCUAAUAUAGAUGGGUGAACAGCAGAUCAAAAUUAAAGGGAGCGCACCGCCGUCACCUUCACUUCCAUCAGCAAAACCUAAUCAGGUUAGUACAGUUGUGCUGUAUGGAAUUCCGAUAGUUUCACUAGUGAUUGAAAAUCAAGAACGUUUAUGCCUGGCGCAAAUUUCGAACACAUUGCUAAAGCAGUUCAGUUACAAUGAAAUCCACAAUAGACGGGUAGCGCUUGGAAUAACAUGCGUGCAAUGCACUCCUGUGCAAUUGGAGAUUCUCCGUCGAGCUGGUGCCAUGCCUGUAUCCUCCCGCCGGUGUGGAAUGAUCACCCGUCGUGAAGCAGAACGUCUUUGUAAGAGCUCUGGUGACAACGCACCACCUCGACUCCCCGACGACUUUGCAUUCUCCGUGCACCAUGAAUGCGCCUGGGGCUGUCGAGGUUCCUUCCUACCAUCACGCUAUAAUUCCUCACGAGCAAAGUGCAUCAAGUGUUCCAUGUGCGGCUUGUUUUUCUCUCCAAAUAAAUUCAUCUUUCACUCACAUCGUCUUAGCGCCAACGACAAGUACGUGCAGCCUGACGCGGCUAACUUUAAUUCCUGGCGACGUCACAUGAAACUCAGCGGUAGCCCUCCGGAUGAAGUGGUCUUUGCAUGGGAGGAUGUCAAGGCUAUGUUCAACGGUGGUACACGAAAACGCAUGCUGGCUAAUUCUGUGAUCAGUACACGUCAACCCAAACAAGUUAAAACAGCGCCUGCUACUCCCCCAACACCACAACCAGUGGUACCAGCGCCGAGGUUACCAGCGUGUCCGGAAUUACCUCUGCCGAUAUCCAGAGUCGCAAUGGAUUUCAUCUAUAACAAACCAUUUGCGUUUUCUUCAUAUGGAUCAUUUCCAUGGUUAAAACGUAAUCCAAUUCUGUUUCCACACGAAAAUCCUUUCUUUCCUAUGGAUAAAUCGUACCAGUCGGCGUUUAGACCUGUUAGUUCUAUUGAGGAGCCUCCAACGUCCAAAGAGCAAGAUCAAAGUGAUGAUGAAGUGGAUAUUGAGACAACAGACGACAAAACAGACAUCCCUACAACUACUCAUGGCCAGUGGAGCCCAAAUUCCGAAUCAAAGCUAGGCCCAUUAGUGGAACGCAGUCGAACUCCAGAAUCAAACGAUGAACAACAUCAUCCUUCAUUAGUUCCUGCAUCAGUUUGCCAACAAGAAUUAUUACCUGCUUCAGCACUAACACAUCGUAUCUGGAAUUUGUCGCGAUUGUCGUUCGACGGUACAGAUCGCACCAACUUCCUCUAUCGACAAGAUUUGCACCGACACUUUGUUCUUGCGGGUGAAGCACCUAGUCCCGGCCCGGUAUCGUUGAUAUCCAAGCCCAACAUGGAGUGUUCUACUUGCAUCGGUCACGAGUCUACAUUUAGUCCACCAGAAAAUAAUAAUAAACUAAUACCGUAAAUUAAUUCGCUUGCUAUAACGCGUUUAAAGAUUUUGUUAGUUGCAAACCAUGUUAAUACAAUUUGUUGAAAGAAAUGAACUGAUAAGUUUACAAAAUAUUCAACAAAUAACUAUAGCUCACUAUCUAUCCAUGUCAAAUAUCAUUUUCUUUGAUACUGUAAGAAAAUAGCGUUGUAUGCAUUUAGAAAUUUGACAAAAACAUAUCAGUAAUUAGUAUCUUCACAAUUAAUUUGUAAUAUUUUCGUA